This is a messenger RNA of Lodderomyces orthopsilosis Co 90-125, 1335 nucleotides long. Its product is annotated as methionine aminopeptidase. Gene Ontology annotation, biological process: proteolysis. Bases 1 to 1335 code for a protein of 444 amino acids. Gene Ontology annotation, molecular function: metalloaminopeptidase activity. Lineage: Eukaryota; Fungi; Ascomycota; Pichiomycetes; Serinales; Debaryomycetaceae. The transcript has a single exon. The record is from RefSeq and is a predicted model, not a curated record.
AUGUCAGCAGUGCCAACUACAGAAGUGAACGAACUAGAGUCCAAAACUAAGGACCUAGACUUAAACAAUUCAUCCACCAAACCAGAUUCUACCAAAGCAGGUGGUUUAAAAUUGGAAGGUGCAGAAGGUGCAGAAGGUGCAGAAGGUGCAGAUGAUGAUGAAGGCCAAAAAGAAACUGGAGCAAAUGGAUCCUCUUCCUCCUCAGACAAGAAGAAGAAAAAGAAAAAGAGUAAUAAGAAGAAGAAGAAAUUAGUUGCUAUUGACCAAUCAUACCCAGAUGGUAUUUUCCCAGAAGGUGAAUGGAUGGAAUAUCCCUUGGAUUCAAACAAGCAUCGUAUAACAUCAGAAGAAUUGAGAUAUUUGGAUAGACAACAAAAUAACAAAUGGGAAGAUUUCAGAAAAGGUGCCGAGAUCCAUCGCCGUGUUCGUGCUAAAGCCAGAUCAUCAAUUAGACCCGGUAUGUCAAUGACUGAGAUUGCUGACUUGAUUGAAAAUUCAGUGAGAGCUUAUGCUAAUGCUGAUCAUACUAAAGAGGCAGGCAUUGGAUUUCCAACUGGCCUAUCAUUAAAUCACGUUGCUGCUCAUUAUACCCCAAAUACUGGAGAUAAGGUAGUUUUAGGCAAGGACGAUAUUAUGAAGGUUGAUAUUGGUGUACAUGUCAAUGGUCGUAUUUGUGAUUCUGCAUUCACCAUGACGUUCAAUGAAGAUGGCAAAUACGAUGCUAUAAUGCAAGCUGUUAAAGAAGCUACCAAUACUGGUGUCAAAGAAGCUGGUAUUGAUGUCAGAAUGAAUGAUAUUGGAGCUGCUAUCCAAGAAGUUAUGGAGAGUUAUGAAAUGGAAGAAAAGGGUAAAACUUACCCAAUCAAAUGUAUUCGUAACCUUAAUGGACACAACAUUGGUGACUAUGUAAUUCAUUAUGGUAAAAAUGUUCCCAUCAUAGCUAAUGGAGAUAAUACCAAAAUGGAGGAAGGUGAAACUUUUGCUGUUGAGACUUUCGGAUCUACUGGUAAGGGGUAUGUCUUACCCGAAGGAGAAUGUUCCCAUUAUGCAUUGAAUCAAGGUAUUGAUGGAAUCAGAGUACCUUCAGAAAGAUGUAAGUCAUUGUUAAACACUAUACAAGAAAAUUUCGGAACUUUGCCAUGGUGUAGAAGAUAUUUGGAACGUACUGGUGAAGAUAAAUACUUGUUGGCGUUGAAUCAAUUAGUCAGAGCUGGAAUUGUUGAGGCGUAUCCUCCCAUUGCUGACAAACUAGGUAGUUAUACUGCCCAAUUUGAGCAUACUAUAUUGUUACAUCCUCAUAAGAAGGAAGUCGUUACCCGUGGUGACGACUAUUAG